UCUUCCAGCAUGGCUCGUCGGUCGCAGAGCUCCUCGCAGGGGGACAACCCUCUGGAUCCAAACUACCUCCCACCCCACUACAAGGAGUACUACCGGCUGGCACUGGACAUGCUGGCCGAGGAAGGAGAGGAGAGCUACCACCGGUUCCUGGCUGAGGAAGGGGCCCCGGACUUCCUCUGUCCCUCGGAGGUGGAGCACAUCACCCAGCACCUGCAGAAGCCCCAGUAUGCCCACCAGGAGGGGGAAGGCGGCGAAGGAGGCGGCAGCACGGACUCUGGCCCACCCAAUGCAGACCUGGACGGUUCCUCUGGAACUUACUGGCCCAUGAACUCCGACCUCGCUGUUCCAGAGCUGGAUCUGGGAUGGCCAAUGGUGUUUGGCUUCCGGGGAACAGAGGUGACAACACUUGUGCAGCCUCCACCUCCAGACAAUCCCAGCAUCAAAGAGGAGGCACGCAGGAUGAUCCGUGCGGCACAGCAGGUGGUUGCCAUAGUGAUGGAUACGUUCACUGACGUGGACCUUCUGGGCGAGGUGCUGGACGCGGCUGCACGCAGGGUCCCCGUGUACAUCCUGCUGGACGAGAUGAACGCCCAGCUCUUCCUGGACGCGGCCUCCAAGUGCAGGGUGAACCUCAACCUUGUGGAAUUCCUGCGGGUGCGGACGGUUUCUGGUCCCACCUACUUCUGCCGCACAGGAAUGUCCUUCAAGGGGCACGUGAAGGAGACGUUCCUGCUGGUGGACUGCAUGGUGGUGCUGAGUGGCAGCUACAGCUUUAUGUGGUCCUUUGAGAAGAUCCAUCGGAGCAUUGCUCACAUCUUCCAGGGAGAGCUGGUGACCAGCUUUGAUGAAGAGUUCCGCAUCCUCUUUGCACAGUCGGACCCACUGGUUCCUCCGGCCAAUGUUUUGAUGAAGGCAGAGAUGCCCAUGGGGCCCUUCGGCAUGAUGCCGUUUAGCAACAACAUGCCCUUCUUUCCAAAGAAGCCACACCUGAUGUUCCCUCGGGAAGAUGACAUUCUCUCGCCUUUCAUGGGCAGAGUUGACCCAGACAGAAACUUCCUGUCCUCUUUUAGAAGAGAUGACAUGCUGCGCCACACCCUGGAGGGCUCAGCCAUGCGAAUGUAUUCCAAGAGGAUGGAAAUGGAGACCUCUCAGGUGGAUCCUGUCCGGGGCUAUCUCCGCUCCAAGCAGCUAGAAAUGGACUCAUUUAAAAGACACAGCUUCGCAGAAGGAACCUUUGAGAACUUUGCAUCUUCAAAACAGUUUUCCAGGCAGAUGUUUAUGAACAAUUUAGAAGACUUUAAAAUCCAGUCUAGCCAGUUUCAGAAGGACCAGUUUUAUCAGUAUCAGUUUGAAAACCCAUACGGCGCCAACAGGCCCCAAGGUCUCUUUGAAAGGAUACGAGGAGGCCGACUAGGCUUCAAUGAACUAGAGGAUUAUACAGAUGGUUUCAGGGGCCCAGAACUGGAACCCAAUUUACCCCAAGAGGGCUAUCCCCUGCGACUGGACUACGUGCCUUCCAAUUCCUCCAAAGAAGUCCGGCAUGGAUCUGAUCAAGUGAAUCCAGGAGGGAAUGGUCUCUUUGGGCUGGCUUCCCUCCGAAGGCAAAACAUGGGGCAGAAGUUCAUGUGCCAGACGUCCCCCACACAGAAGCAGAGCUUGGAGCAAAGGAUGUUUCUGCGUGACCAAGGCCAAGACACUGACCAAGACAAGAAAGUGCAGGAGAACCGGGCGGGCUUGCGCAACUGGAGGAUCAACUCAUACCUGAGUGGGUACCAGUCCGAACCUGGAGAGGAAGGCCUCCCGGUGCCAAUGGAGUCGGAGGCCUGUAAUGAGGUGUUUAAUUUUGCAGAGCUCCCCACCAGGUACCCCGGUGAGCUCCUCACUCCUUUCAAACCCCCCCUUCCAUUUGCAGGCACCAAAGAAAUGGCCGAUGAGCCACCAGUGGCGAAGCCAGAUGCCUUCAGGAGCAGGAUAAAUCCCUUGAUCCAGAGGAGCUCACGACUCAGGUCUUCCCUUAUUUUUAGUGCUGCCAAAUUAGACCAACAAAACACAUCAGCAGAGAAAAUCCAGAUGGUCCAAAAAGAACAGACAUCCAGUGAAAUGACAAAAGACAAUGAAACAACGAAGACCACCACUUCCUCCAAAGUAGCAGAGUUGCUGGAGAAAUACAAGGCUGUGGGCAAAGACUCAGAAAGUACUGCUGUCAGUCACACGAAAGCCAUGUCGGCUUUCCUCCAAGAGGAAUCCCAGAAUGCCGAAAAGAGGUGCACUAAGUCCGUGCAGUACAAAAUUCUGGAGAGCAGGAUCCUGGACUCCAAAGAUACCUUUAGUAACUAUAAGGCGCACCCAGAGUCGGAGGGACCAUGCGGUGGCCCUGCCUCAGCCAGCCAGCUUGCGGACUCAUUCGGCAGAGACCCCCUAACACAAGGUAGCAGUAGAAUGGACAAGUCUUCUCGCUUCUGUCCAGCAGACAACAAGCCCGGCCCUCUGGAGAAAGAGAGCAUCAUAUUUGUUGGAGAAACGCAGAAACUCGCUGCGCCAGAAAAGGAGCAAAUGGCUUACAAAGAUGAUGCGCACACUCCGUCCGUAACUGAAUUCAAGAAACCAGCACAAGGGCAAAUGGGCCCCACCUCAGCACUCCAAGAACCCCCCAAGAACCUUGGCUCCGACAGCAGUCUCCACAAACCAGAGGAUGGCAGUAAGCAGGAACAAAGUCCCAGGGAGUUUUUUAGGAAGGGAUCCCUCAGACUAAAGCAGUUGUUGAGUGCCAAAGGGGAGAGGAAGCCUGAGGAAGAAACAGUUACUGAGGGCUCAAAGCCAGACAGGAAUAUUGGUGGCCUCAAGAGGCUGUCCAAGGGUGAUUUCCAAGAGAUGAUCGAGGAGGAGAAGUCGCCCAAGCCAACGUCGCCAGCAGCUGCCCUCCGGCUGAAUCCAGCACCUCCGGCUCGCUUCCCUUCCUCGACGGCCAACGUCCUGUACAGCAGCAACCUCCGUGAUGACACAAAGGUCAUUCUGGAGCAGAUUUCUGCCAACAGUCAGAAGAACCGAGCUGAGCUGGCCAGGCAGCUACCAGUUGCCAGCAACCCGGAGCUGUCCAGGUCCGCCACCAGCCUGGAUCACAGGGACGAAGAAAAAAGCACAGGGAUUAACAGAUCGGAGAGUUUUGGCAGCCAUCAUAAGCGGAACCCCCAGAGAGACCCUUCCGAGGACAGGGACUCCCUUCUGAAAAGGAUGGAGAGCAUGAGGAAGGAAAAGCGUGUCUACAGCCGGUUUGAGGUCUUUUGCAAGAAGGAUGAGCAGGAGGAGGAGGAAUGUGAUGCAGAUGCCAAAGACAAGAAGAUGGGGAAGUUCAUGCCCAAGUUCCUGGGCACCUUCAAAACCAAAAAGUGACCGUAAAGCUGCCACACACACCGCCUGCCUGGCCAGAGCGGCUCUGUCUGGGACAAACACUCGUGGGGGGUUCUGGUGGCCAGACAGCUGCAUUUACUCA
Varanus komodoensis (Komodo dragon) is the source of this 3490-nucleotide messenger RNA. RefSeq names its product family with sequence similarity 83 member H (gene SACK1H). Gene Ontology annotation, biological process: protein localization to cytoskeleton; positive regulation of cell migration; intermediate filament cytoskeleton organization. Gene Ontology annotation, cellular component: keratin filament. Gene Ontology annotation, molecular function: keratin filament binding. The record is from RefSeq and is a predicted model, not a curated record. The transcript has 4 exons. The coding region runs from base 10 to 3390 and encodes 1126 amino acids. Lineage: Eukaryota; Metazoa; Chordata; Lepidosauria; Squamata; Varanidae.